AGUUCUAACCGCUGAGUUGACACUGAUGUUCUUUUUAUUCUGAUUCUUUUUUUUUUUUUGAAAUUUUGUUUUUCUUGAAAAGAAUUUUUUUUGAAUUUUUGUGAAAUUUAUGUUCAUCACAUAGUUUUUUGAACUCAUCAUAGUAGACGCUACGAAAUUUUUGUCCAAGUUUCUUCUUGCCGCACAUGAAGCAGAAGCGCAGAGGCUUCCCCUCCUCCCUUCCUUUCUCAAUGACACGCGGGCCCCGCUUACAAGUUCAACAACUUCCCCGUGAGCACGCGCAUCUCGAGGACGGCCCAUAUAAGUCCCAGCCCACCUCCUCCCCCUUCUUCUUCUCCCCCACGCUGAAGACGACGCCAUCCCUCGCCAGCUCGCCUCCUCCACUCCUCCCAAACCCCUCGCCGACUCAGAUUCCGCUGCCCCGCGCCGCCGCCGCCGCCAUGCCGUUCACCCCGGGCCCCUACUCCGGCGUCAGCACCCUCGCUCUCGUGGCGAGGGCGUCGGCCUUCGGCGUCGGCGUCGUCUACGGGAGCAUCAAGCUCUCCAUCCUCAAGGCGACAAAACCUAAAAAGGAGGAAGCACAUGCCCAUCACUAAGGAUGGCAGGGAUGCAAUGUGUUACCUGCAGUUCAAGGAUGUCAUAAAUUGGCAGUGUACCCCUUCUUCAUACGUGCAUUUGGGUUUAUGAUUUGUGGACCUCUUGUCUGUAACACACCUGCUGAGUUACCUUAGUUUUGCGUCGUAAUAAGUUCUUGAUCCCAUGACUUGAAAUGAGGUAUUAAAGGCAAAAGCUGAAAAGAACCCUUUAGUUCUUGAUCCCAUGACUUGAAAUGAGGAAGUGAAUGGCGAAAGCUGAAAAGAACCCUUUUUUUGCCAACGAUUUUGAAGUUCAGCAAUUAUAUAUGGUGAAGUUUUGCA
This is a messenger RNA of Panicum virgatum (switchgrass), 917 nucleotides long. RefSeq lists its product as uncharacterized. The record is from RefSeq and is a predicted model, not a curated record. Lineage: Eukaryota; Viridiplantae; Streptophyta; Magnoliopsida; Poales; Poaceae. The transcript is spliced from 3 exons. Bases 186 to 596 code for a protein of 136 amino acids.